AUGGGUUCCUCCGAUAAUUCGUCGACGACGAAUGCGCCAACGACCCCUUCCCUCCCGGCGGACUUCUCGACAACGCCGCACGUUGUCGACUUGAGCGCGGUGCCGAUUUUCAACGGGGAGCACUUCUCCUCGUGGCGUUUCAAUCUCAAGGUGUAUAUGAUGGAGCGCGACUUGUGGGGCUUCUUCGAUGGGUCGGCAUCGAAACCCACCUCGGACGCUUCAACCGCGGAGAAGGAAGCGUGGGUGCGAAAGGACAAAAAGGCGUUUGCCUUUCUUGUCUCCAAGCUAAGCCUCCAACUCGUCCCGAUCGUGAGUCCGUGCAUCGACCGUGAAGGUGCGACUCGUGAAGCGUGGAAGCGACUCGAAGGAGAGCACGUCUCCAAGUCGCUUCAUAGCAAGCUUCAAGCGCGCCUCGACUUCUUCACGGUGCGGAUGAGGGACGGCGAGUCAAUGCGCUCGUACGUCAACCGCGUGGAGGAGCUUGGCGAGCGCUUGGUGGAACUCGACGCGAGCGUGGAGGACAACGAUUGGAUCAUGACGCUCCUCGCGGGCCUCGGUGAAGCGUGGUCAACCGUGAUCACGAUGUUGGAUGGGACGCAAGACACGUGGAAGAAGGAGCAAGUGGUGGCACGCCUCAUCAACGAAGAGGCGAGGCGCACGAAAUUGCAUGGCGAUGCAAUUGGCGCGGCACAAUUCUCCCGCGAUGCGAAGGCGAAAGGGACGAGUCACUUCAAGCGGCGCAACGACGGCAACAACCGCGGGAGCUCGAGCGGGAGCGCGGCGGCCUCACGUGGAGGAUCGGCCAACGCCAAUCGAGCUCGGACGCGCGACGGAGCUUGCCGUUUUUGCAAGAAGACCGGACAUUGGUGGCGCGAAUGUCCCGUCAAGCCGGCGAAUUGGAAGCCGUCGAGUGACGACAACCGGCGCGCGCAUGUGGCGACAUGCGACAACAACGACCGGGAGUUCGUCUUCGUCGCAAGUGGAACGACCGUCGGUGGUGUUGACGCGUGGGUACUCGACACGGGUGCUACUCAACACAUGACGGCGUGCGCGGCGCUUCUCAACAACGUGACAACGGAGGCUCCCGUUAAGCGCGUGAUGUUCGGCAACCGUGACACGUUGGACGUCACGGGACAAGGCGACUUGCGGCUCAUGGUGGACGGCGGUCCACUCACCAUCAAGAACGUCUUGGUGGGACCACGAUGGCGCACGGCGGAUGGCGUACACAUCGGCACGGCACGCCAAACGGGAGGACUCUUCAUGCUCGAUGCCCUCCCAAGUGUGGCGACGGCUCAAGCGGCUACCUCGACAACCACUCUCAAAACGUGGCAUAAUCGGUUUGGCCACCUCCACCACGACGCUAUUCAAGCUAUGGCAACGAAGGGGAUUGUCAACGGCUUGGAGUUUGUGCGCUCGGGUGGAGACGAUGAGAAGUGUGUCGGUUGUCUCGAAGGGAAAAUGGCACGGAAGCCAUUUCCACCAAGCACGAAGCCGAACGCCACCGAACCUCUCAAGCUCGUUCACACGGACUUGUGUGCACCCAUCACUCCCGCGUCGAAGGGCGGCGCGCGCUACGUCCUCACGCUUCUCGACGACGCGACACGGAUGUGUUGGAUUCGGCUUCUUAAGCACAAGGACGCCACGCCAACCGCCAUCAAGCAAUGGGUCGCGGAUGUGGAGACGGAAAGCGGCUUCAAGGUGAAGCGCUUUCGCUCGGAUGGAGGUGGCGAAUACACCGCUCGGGAGCUCGGCGAUUGGUUGAAAGGGCGUGGGACCGCGCAUGAGUUUUCUACGCCGUACACGCCUCAACAAAAUGGAGCCGCCGAGAAGAAUUGGUGGGGAGAGGCGGUUACGUUGGCAACUUGGAUUCGCAACCGGUGCGUGACCAAGGCGUUGCCCAACAAGACGCCUCUUGAGGCUUGGAGCGGUACGAAGCCGGACGUCACCGACCUUCGCACGUUUGGGUGUACGUGCUACUACCAUGUCCCGGAUGCUACACGGACCAAGCUUGAGGCGAAGGCGCGGGUGGCGAUGUACUUGGGUCCAAGCGCGGAUCACAAGGGGUGGCGCGUGUGGGACUUGGAGCACGGGAAACUCGUGGUGUCGCGCGACGUGGUGUUCUACGAAGACACCUUCCCCUCCAAGUCUACGAACGUGCCCUCGGUCAUCAUCGUCCCUCCACCCUUGGAUGCCGCGGAUGAGGCGGAUGAAGCUCCUACGGCUCCUCCUCCUAGUGCGAGUGAGGGGGAGCAUGGAUCGGGAACCCUCAUCCCAACUCCAAGUUCGAUGAUUACUCUCUCGUGGCGGGGGACGAUGAGGGAGGGGGAGACGCUAUGUGUCUUGAGGCGUACACCGACACCCCGUCCACCUACCACGGCGCCAUGA
Molecule: messenger RNA, 2385 nt
Organism: Closterium sp. Yama58-4
Lineage: Eukaryota; Viridiplantae; Streptophyta; Zygnematophyceae; Desmidiales; Closteriaceae
Source: the annotation of a GenBank genome assembly